GUUUUCUUCUGGUUCCCAGUUCCUUGGGCCUCAGCUUUACCCCAGCCAGGGACAGAGCAGUGGCAUUGUUCUAGAAUGCUGUAGAACCUCCCUCUAAGCAAAGGGCUGGAACCAUGAUCACAGAGCAUUCCAGAUGGGGCGCCAGUCCCCCUCUACCACUGCCCCAAUGGGCCUCAUGUGGAUACUGGCACUAGGUGGGGUUUUCCUGGAAGUUGCCCAGGCCUGUAUCUUUUGCCAUAGCUCAGACCGAAACUUAUCUGGCCGCCUGGCUCGGCUCUGCAGCCUGGUUAAGGCCCAGUGGAAGGAUUGCGAGGCUUCCUGGAAUUUCUCAGCCUUUGCCUUAGAUGAGCUGUCCAUGAUCAAAGUCAUAGAGAAGACUCACAGAGUCCUGAAGGUCAUGGAGAUCAAGAGGUCUCUGUCCUCAUUCCCUGCAUAUUGGCAAUGGCUUCAAAACAUCAAGCUCCCCGAGUACACCAGGGAAGCUCUCUGUGCUCCUGCCUGCCGGGGCAGCACCACCCUGUACAACUGUUCCACCUGCCAGAGCUUUGAGGUGUACUGUUGGCCCAGAAGGCGCUGCUUCCCAGGAAGUCACGAUCUCUGGGAAGCCAGGAGUCUGCUCCUCUCCAUCUUCACAGUGGCUGUGCUCCUGGGUUUUUUGACCCUCAUGUUGGAGUUUCCCAUCCUCUGUCUUCCCUCAGGUCCAGGAUCCUCAGAGCAUAAGCUGACUUGUAAAGAUGCUGACAGCCCCCAGCCUCCAGCUCUCAGGAGCUUGUACCCACGACUUCUGCUUCUCUUUGGGGGGUGGAGAAUGAGACCACAUCAGUGAAUCCGCUGGCAUGCUCUCCCUCCAUUUAACAUUGUGAAGCCUUGGCCUCCCAGAAGCUUCCCUCCUUCAGGCCCAACUAAACCUGCUAUCAAAUGGCCUUCACUCCUGCCUGGCCUCUUUGUGCAACUGGGGAGGUAAGAGGGAGGAUGGGAGAUUAAGUGUGGCACAGUAGUUUUCACUAGGGGUGAUUUUGCAUCCCAGGAGACAUUUGGCAAUAUCUGGAGACAUUUUUUUAUUGCUUUGAUGGGGGGAGUAUAUGCUACUGGCAUCUGGUGGGUUGACACCAGGAAUGCUGCCCAAUGCCCUGAAAUGCACAGGAAAAUCCUCCAUCAUGAAGAAUCUCCUUGUCUGAAAAUCUGGGUAGUAUGUAGUUGAGAAACCCUUGUGUUUAGUUCCCUUUCGGAGGUUUUUGAUUUGGGACAUGAAGAGAGAUGGGACACAGAAAGAGAGGUUUAUCUCCAAACACAAGUCUCAGGCCAAGGGCCUCCGCCUAGAAAGGAUCCUGGCCCUCACCUAGACCAGUGGUUUUCAAACAGGUACCUGGAGACUUUAGGGCAAGGAUUCUUACAUUGUGCACAUUU
Talpa occidentalis (Iberian mole) is the source of this 1407-nucleotide messenger RNA. It is a transcript of the gene TMEM95, whose product is annotated as transmembrane protein 95. Gene Ontology annotation, biological process: fusion of sperm to egg plasma membrane involved in single fertilization. The record is from RefSeq and is a predicted model, not a curated record. The coding region runs from base 134 to 826 and encodes 230 amino acids. Gene Ontology annotation, cellular component: acrosomal membrane; sperm plasma membrane. The transcript has 8 exons. Lineage: Eukaryota; Metazoa; Chordata; Mammalia; Eulipotyphla; Talpidae.